AUGUCUGCCAUGGUUUCUGCUCUUACUCAAGUUAUUGGAACCACCGAAGAUCAUCACCAAGGAACUGUGGUGCAAUCAAACCCUUCAUCCAUCUCUCACUCUAUAGUAAAAGAAGAACCGGACCGCCCUGAGCCGGUUCAGGAACAAGAGACUGUAAGGAGACGACACUACAGAGGAGUGAGACAAAGACCUUGGGGGAAGUGGGCAGCUGAAAUACGUGACCCAAAGAAAGCAGCCAGAGUUUGGCUUGGGACUUUUGAGACAGCUGAAGACGCUGCCAUUGCAUACGAUAACGCGGCUCUCAGGUUCAAAGGCACAAAAGCCAAGCUCAACUUUCCUGAACGAGUUCAAGGCAAGACUGACUUUGGCAUGCUUAUGGCUACUUCUGGUUCAACAAGAACAACAAGUAGUAGCAGUGCCUCUACUCAACAAAAUCAAAAUUUAACGGGGCCAGCCGGUAGCGGUGCUGUUGCUCAUCCGCCAGCUGCUCCGUUCAUGGCGCCACAGACGGAAACUUUCCCUGAUUUGUAUCAGUAUGCACAGCUUCUCUCCGGGAAUGAUAUUGAUUUCUCGUACCACUCUUCCAAUCUAUUUAAUCACCAAGAUCCAUUUGGUUCACAAAUUUCAUCACCAACAACGCAUUUUUCAUCCUCGAAUGCAUCGCAACCGCCGCAAAGACAACAACAAGAUGAUCAAGACGAAGAUGGAAAGGACUGGAAUUGGAAUAAUCCAAGCCAGUAG
This is a messenger RNA of Prunus armeniaca (apricot), 741 nucleotides long. NCBI's taxonomy places the organism in Eukaryota, Viridiplantae, Streptophyta, Magnoliopsida, Rosales, Rosaceae. The record is from the annotation of a GenBank genome assembly.